AUGGCGAAAGGGAUAUUUCCCCAAAUGACUAUUCCUGACAUUAUAAACGCUCUCUCUGGCUGGGGCCUUCUUGUGAGUCACGAACAACUUGUUCGUCCCUCCUCCGAUUUUGUGGAAAACGUCUACUGUGCUUGUCUCCAACAAGUAACAGACCUCAAUCAGGAUUUUCUGCGAGAUCCAGUCCAGAAUUCUUUAAGUUCGUCUUCUGCUGACGAUAAGGAUCUCUAUGCUUCUGCUUUACUGAACAAUGUUAUACUUUAUCAUUUAACGCGGUUCGCAAAGGCGGCGAGAGUCGAAGACUUCAAUCUCAAAGAUAUCUCAAGCCCUGAACGAGAACGUACACUGAUUCUGCUCUCUGCGUUUAUCAACUUUGUGAAAUUUACAGAACAAUAUUGCAACUCAUUUGUGAAAGACUUAACGGACCGUUCGAGUGCGCUCAUUGUGGAAAGGGAUCAGAUCUCCCAGCAGCUAAUUGAAGUUGAACAAUCGAUCGAAGAAAUGAGAGCAAAGAUCGCUGAAGACGAGCCACGAUGUGAGCAACUUCGGAUCGAUAACAAUGCUCUCAGGGCUCGAAUGUUCGCCACCAAAGAAUUUCAAACAGCAGCUGUCCAAGAAGUUGAGAAAUUGAAGGCGGAGAAAAGCUCUCUCAUUAAGCGAAAGGAGGCACUCAGCGGGGAACUUGCAAGCCUUUCGGAUAAUAUCACACGCACACAGUCUCGUAUCGUCCAGUCCCCUGAACGUAUCAAGCGAACCAUAACUUCGAUGUCGACGACCACCAUUGAAGACAAGAGAACAGUUCAUAUGCAUGAAGUAAAAGCUAGAGAUCUCCAAGUAAAGAUUACAGCGUUGCUGAAUAUCGAAAAGGACGUUCAUUCUUGUGUUGAGCAACUUCAAACGAUCGAACGAGAAGUUCGAUCCUUACAGGUCUCCCAAAAGGAACUAGUUGAGCUGAAAGACCAUCUAGAUGACAAGAAGAUCGAGAGAAACGAGCUGACCCUCAGACAAGAGCGUGUGGAGAAGCAGCUUUCAAAUGCGUACGACAAACUGGAAAGAGCACAGAAGCACGCGGAAGACAAAAAGUCGGCCAGUCAGAGAACGAUCGAGCGCUUGCAACGUGAAUACGAUGAGAUGGUAGUUGAAAGACGAGAUAACGACAAACAGGUGGAAGAGCUGCGAGGGGAAGCUGACGCAGUAGAGUUGAAGAUGGCGGAGCACCUGAAGAAAAGUGAAGCGGAAAUGAACGAUCUGCUUGCUGAAUACUGGAAACUACGGCAUGAGACAGGUGACUUCGCUCGUUAUAAUGGUAAUAUCGAUCUCAAUAUUUUAUUAGAUGUAUACAUGGAGACCCUCGCUAACAAAUUAAACAUGAGAAUUCUCGCGGAAUAG
This is a messenger RNA of Laccaria bicolor S238N-H82, 1386 nucleotides long. RefSeq lists its product as uncharacterized. Lineage: Eukaryota; Fungi; Basidiomycota; Agaricomycetes; Agaricales; Hydnangiaceae. Gene Ontology annotation, molecular function: protein-containing complex binding. Bases 1 to 1386 code for a protein of 461 amino acids. The record is from RefSeq and is a predicted model, not a curated record. Gene Ontology annotation, cellular component: Ndc80 complex; kinetochore. Gene Ontology annotation, biological process: kinetochore organization; attachment of mitotic spindle microtubules to kinetochore; meiotic chromosome segregation. The transcript has 8 exons.